AUGUGUCGGAACACUAAGGCCACCGUGCAAGGGUGGUUGUGGGAUGUGUUGUUGCAACCUGUUAAGAGUAAAGGGCAUCUGCUAAAUGAAGACACUAUUGAUCAUAUCAAAACAAUUAUUUCCCAAAAGGGUAGUGAUGCAUGGUGGUAUAUGAAAGUAGAAGAAUUGCUUCCUGAGAAAUAUCGUGAUAAAGCAUCAGAUUAUGUGAAAGGAACUGAUACAAUGGAUGUUUGGUUUGAUUCAGGUUUAGAUUUUGUUGAUGUCAUAGCUAAGCUAAUUAUGUUCUCUUUCUCUUUCUCCAUUUACAGAAUCAAUGAUGGGUUUGGGGAAAACCCUGUGAAACAGCCAUUUGAAUGUGAUGAUUAG
Messenger RNA from Lactuca saligna, 366 nucleotides. The record is from the annotation of a GenBank genome assembly. Lineage: Eukaryota; Viridiplantae; Streptophyta; Magnoliopsida; Asterales; Asteraceae.